Panicum virgatum (switchgrass) is the source of this 1244-nucleotide messenger RNA. RefSeq lists its product as uncharacterized. The record is from RefSeq and is a predicted model, not a curated record. Bases 141 to 941 code for a protein of 266 amino acids. The transcript is spliced from 3 exons. Lineage: Eukaryota; Viridiplantae; Streptophyta; Magnoliopsida; Poales; Poaceae.
GGCGGCUGCAGGGUGCCGUCUUCGCCGUGACCUACUACGGCCGUGGGAGCUCGUUGCUGCAGUACCCCCUCGUGCAGGUCGUGCCAUUUGGAGAAGACAGCGACGUCAGUCACAGGGCUGGCAACUUCUUCUACAGGAUCAUGCUCCUCGCCUUCAGCUCGACAGUACAACCUGCGUGCAAAACGAGCGAAGACCACAGUCAAGGCAAGUUUUCGUUCCUUUGCAUUCCACAUCUCUUAUGUUGUUAUUAUCUGCUGCUUCUCCUGCCCCUUGCACCCAAAAUUGUACAAUGCCUUUGUCCACAGAUGGAUCGAGACCGUUGUAAUUGGGACGGGCCAACUACCCGAUUGUUCCUUGACCUCUGUAUUGCUGAGAAGGAGAAAUUCAACUUCACUAAUCAGGGGUUAACUAGGGACGGGUGGCAUAACGUGCAACGCAGUUUCAAAGAACGUGCAGGCGCUCGAUAUACAAACAAGCAGAUGAGCAACAAACUGCAGGCUUUGAAAAAAGAUACCGAGCCUGGAAGGAACUACACAAGACCAGUGGCCGAUACCGCAGAGGCUACUGAACCGUGUGGUGCACCACCUCCUAACCUUGACCAACUGGAUAUUCUGUUCGGAUCCCACCAAGACAGGGGAUCAUUCAUGUAUGCCGGUGGUAUAAGUGAGUCAACCACCCCUCCAAGCCACGAUCCUGCUGACCCCUCCUUCAAAAGAGCAGUUGAGGACAACGAGGUUAACAGCCCACCAAAGAAAAAGUGCUGCAGUAUGGAGGACUACAUGAAGGAGAUAUCUGAAAGCAUUGUCCAUCGGAGGUCUCGUGAGCAUACCCGUGAGCAGGCGGAGGUUUUCGAAGUCAUGGAAAUGCUGAAACAAGACGGUGUUCCCGAGGGGUCCGAGCUAAGCAUUGGACCUGUCAAGAACUCGGUUUGUCGUGCGUAGUACAAGAACAUGCAAGACCCAGCAAAUCGCGUAGCUUGGAUCGAAUGGACCUGGACGAACGGAAAGCUAAAAUAGCAUGGGUCAUCAUUUGCCAAGUUGUUAGCCGAUGUUGUUAUGGAGUGUACUAGUUUUAAGUUUUCUGAUGUGCCUAGCGAACAAUGUUUGUAGGAAUCUAUGUUUCAGUAAUCAAACUUGGUUUGUAGGUGCACUAAAAAUUUGCCUAUGUUCAUAAGCUUAUUCUGCUAUUACUCAUGUCACUGUUUCUUGUAGGUGAAAUGGAAACUGUGUUACUGUUUGUAGGUG